ACAGUAUUAAUAGUAAAGCAAUAGACAGUACAGUACUGUAUAAUACAUAAUGUAAUGUAAUAUUGAGCUAUAAUUGUCUCAUUUGAUCACAUAUUUGCAGACAAUGUGUUUAAUUUUUUCAAAUUAGAUGUAAUUAUCAUUAGUUUAGUCCCUAAUGAUUGGUGCCAAUCAAAGUCAGACCACAGCCAAUACAAUGCCACCAAUGGGUCACAUCUCAAGACGCCAUAUGAGGGCUAAUGAGAUGAUUGAUACCAAAGAUUUUAUGGCCCGACCUUAUCAGGUUGAGUUAUACGAAGUGUGCAAAACUCGUAAUACAAUCGUAUGUCUGAAUACCGGCGGAGGAAAGACAUUCAUAGCAGUAAUGCUUAUUAGACACAUGUCGUGGCAAUGUGUCAGUGAUGGCAAACGUACCUUCUUCUUAGUGCCACUGAUUCCUCUGGUGUCACAACAGGCCUCAGUUAUUAAGACCCACACAGAUCUUAGAGUCGGUCAAUAUUCGGGCAGUGCUUAUGACGAAUGGACUAAAGAAGAAUGGGUUCAAGAGUUAGAAAAAUACGAUGUAUUUGUAAUGAUUGGAGAAAUUUUUCGAUCAAUAUUACAAAAAGGAUUUAUCAGUUUAUCGAAAGUUAAUCUCUUAGUUAUAGAUGAAGUCCAUCGAUCCGUUGGAAAUUCUCCGUACAGAGAAAUCAUGCGAAUGUUUGACACGUGUCCAGUCGACAAACAGCCGCGCAUUUUAGGAUUGUCUGCUAGUCUUAUCUUAAGUCAUGCCUCACCCGAUAAGAUCGACAAAAUGAUCACUGAAUUGGAAAAAACAACGAGAAGUACAUGUGAGACAGCAUCUGAUUUGCGGACAAUCAAUAAGUACGCCACCAAACCAUUUGAAGAGAUAAUAGAAUAUUUACCGUUUAAUAUGAAUAUAUCGAAGAAUAUACAUAUUCUUAAAUUAAUUGCCGAUUCUUGUAUUGCUUUCUUGGAGGACAUUGAUUAUGAAGCACUAGCAUUGCAGAAGAAUGUGGUGAGUGUUAAGACAUUAUGCAAAUCAAUUAAAGACACUUUAUAUGUGUUGACAACAAUGGGUGUUUGGUGCGCACAGAAGGUGUCUCAGCUCUAUAUACGAGAACUCUGUGAUACGGUUGAGAUGUGCCGAUCGUCUAAAUCUCAUUACACCGCCUUUAUAUCAGCCGUACUGACGGCUCUAAACGUAAUUGAGGUUCAAUUAAGUCAAUUAUUAAGUGGUUUAACACCAAAUGAAAAGCUAUUGCAAUAUACAUCACCCAAACUCUUGAAAUUGUCUGAAUUGCUUAAAUCUCAAUCAAAUAUUAUAAAUAAUACACAUCUUUGUUGUAUUAUUUUUACUGAACGAAGAUCUGUUGCUCGAGUUCUUUGUCUUUGGCUCCAAGAGUUGGUUAAAUCAGAGUCGAGUGAAUAUUCUCAUCUAAAAGUGGAUUAUGUUUUAGGUCACGGAAAUAGAGUCGGUAUCGGAGGAAAUGCUCUUUCAUUAAUGACAAGUAAAAAACAAGAAGAGACACUGAAAAAGUUUCGUUUGCAUGAAUCUAAUGUUUUAGUGGCCACUUCGGUACUCGAAGAAGGUCUUGAUAUUCCUCGUUGUAAUUUUGUCAUUAGAUAUGAUCUGCCGAAGACAUUCACAGAGUAUAUCCAAAGCAAAGGCAGAGCGAGAGCAGAGUUAGCUAAAUAUAUUAUAUUUGUCGAAAAGAGCAAUACUUAUGACAAAAUGAUUGAUAGAUUAAACAAAUACAGAGAAACGGAAGAUAUUCUCAAUAAGUGUUGUCAUAAUAGAGUUACUCCUUCUGAAGCAGAAGUUGACGAAAGCUUUGACGAUCAGCUUCUGGAGCCAUAUAUGCCUAACAAAGUGGAGGGUUCUGCCAGAGUUACACUUAAUUCUGCGAUCGCUAAUAUCAAUAGAUAUUGUCUUAAGCUUCCAUCGGAUUCCUUCACAAAACUUACGCCUCAAUACAGAAUUGAAGAGCAAUCGAGUGGUCAAUAUGUUUGUCGAUUACGACUUCCCAUAAAUUCUCAGAUAAGAAAUGAAAUAAUAAGUGUUGUUAUGCCUAAUAAAAGAACAGCUAAGAAAGCGGUUGCUCUUAAAGCCUGUGAAAUUCUUCAUAAAAUGAAAGAACUGGAUGAUAAUUUUUAUCCGGUUGGCAAAGAAGCCAUUGAUUUUGUAAAAGAACUUGGAUUAGAACCACCUGAAGUUGAAGGGGACAAAGCGAAUAAAGUAAAAGCACCGGGAACUGCUAAAAGAAGACAAUACUAUACCAAAUUGGUAGCCAAUGUGCUGAAGAACUGUCAGAUUGAGUCUCAUGUCAGGUGUUAUUUGUAUGAGUUUGCAAUGAAAUUGACUCAACCCAUACCUGAAGAACAAAACACAAGAGGUCGUCAAAUCACAGAUCCGGCCGACACUUCCAGAAAUUUUGGAAUUUUGACUACAAAUAAGGUUCCAAUGAUAUGUGAUUUUCCAGUCUUUACGCGUUCCGGUGAAGUGACGAUCAAAUUUGUUCCCAUUCGUGACGAUAUUUAUCUAUCGACACAACAAUAUGAAGAUCUUCUAAUUUUUCAUAACUUUACAUUUUGUGAUGUCCUUCGUUUAAUUAAAUACCCGCUUUAUUUUGAUUCAGAAAAAGCAAAUUCUAACCCAAUUGUUGUUCCGAUUAAUACAAUUUCAAACUCUGGUCAUAAAGAUAUUGAUUGGGAAUUUGUUUCAUCUAUCAAAAGAUAUAAAGACUUACCACCAGAUAGUCAAUCGAUUGAAAAGCGUAUGAAUUUUGAAUUUGAUGGCAAUAAAUACAAAGAUGCGGUUGUGAUCCCAUGGUAUCGCAAAGAUAAGCCGCAAUUUUUCUUUUAUGUGGCAGAGAUAUGCACUAAUUUGAACCCCAAGAGUCCAUUUCCUGAUGAUGGCUACGAAACUUUUGAAAAGUAUUAUUUAGGUAAAUAUAAUAUAGAAAUACUGAACAACACUCAACCACUUCUUGAUGUUGAUCAUACAUCUGCGAGACUCAACCUAUUGACUCCUCGUUAUGUAAACCGAAGAGGUGUUUCACUUCCAUCGAGUACUGCAAAAACUAAGAAAGAAAAACGAGAAAAUCUGCAACAAAAACAAAUUCUUAUACCAGAACUCUGUGAUGUCCAUCCAUUUCCCGCUUCUUUAUGGAGAAAGGCUGUGUGUCUGCCAUGUCUUCUAUUUAGACUCAAUUCAUUUCUAGUCGCAGAACAGCUUAGAACUCUUAUUGCUAAACAAACCGGUGUUGGUAUCGUUGAGCCCACUCCUGAUAUGUCUUGGCCUUCACUUGAUUUUGGAUGGACAAUGAUAACCAAUGAACAAAAUUGUGAGAUAAAUGACAUCGAAUCUAAACAAUUGUCUCAAUUACAGCAAUUAACUGAACCUAUUCAAGAAGUUUGGGAUUUUUCUACUGAAAACUUGUCUGUUGAAGAUAAUAGUAAUACUUUAUUGAUGAACAACGAGCAAAAUAAUGAACAAGACUUUCUUAUUGAUACAUUUGAUCCAAACAGUUAUAUUAUUUCUGAUGAUUUCGAUGAUGACAUAGAAGACGAAUUUAUAGAUAAUAAUUGGAUGUCUGAUAUACCGGUUAACAUAAUUGGCGGUCCAAAUGGAUUGCGUUCGACAGCAUUCACAAACAAUUGGCAAUUUGAUACCACAUCCAGUCUUCAAAGUGGUGUUCAGAUAAGAGAAUUGACAAAUAUUGAUGAUAGUAGUCAACAACUUUUGCCUGUACGGGUUGGAUCCCCUUCUGUUAUUAAUGGUUUGUCACAAAACAAUGCAAUUUCCAAUCGGGAAUGGGUUAUUGAUGAGCCAACAACUGUGUUUCCAAUUGGUGGUUGUGAUGCACCAGCAGUUGAUAUCAUAUCGAGUACACAUCAUCUUAACAUUGCGAGUCUAACUAAAGAUUUGGCCAAUUUUCCUGUCGAAGACUUUGAUAGCUGUGAUGGCUUCUCUGAUUUGGAUGAUAUAUAUAGUGAUGACGACGAAGAAUUUGAUAAUAAAGAAUGUGUUUCAAACAGUAAUAAUAAACAAAUUGGUUUCAAUUGUCAUAAUAAAAAUGAUAAAACUAAAAUUGCUGAUAUCUUAAGAUAUGAAUUGCUCACUGAAUGUGAUAACAAUGUUAUGCAACACAAAGAUGACAAUGAAAAACAAUUUCUUAAAUUAUAUAAAAAUAUUUGCAAUGAAGAAGAAAAGCUGACAGAAAUUAAGGAAAUGACAUAUAAUUCGAAUAUAAAAAGUGAUGAUUUAUCACAAGAAAAUGAAAGUCUUUCAGAAUUGGCUCAACUUUUUAAUGAUUAUUUAAUGGAUGAAAGGAAUGACUUAUUUAUGGAUCAGGAUUUUGAUUUAUCUGACGAAGAAACUGGUGAUGAAUGUCAUAAAACAUUCGAUAACUUUAAUGAAUUGAAUAUUAAUAAUAAUGAUAAACUUGGCGGAGAUAAAGAUGUCAAGACUAAUAUUGAUUCAGUCAGUUUUGGAGAUUUGUUGCCUAACCGUGAUUUGAAUGAACCGCCGGAAAAGCCCUUUAUAGAGAAUUUCGAUCCUUUAAAGUCAGACACCGAUAAAGUAGGUCCCAGUCCUUCACUUAUAUUACAGGCACUUACAAUGUCUAAUGCAAGCGAUGGCAUUAAUCUCGAAAGAUUGGAAACAGUUGGCGAUUCUUUCUUAAAGUAUGCAGUCACUGCUUUUCUUUACUGUGUCUGUCCCGGUAUACAUGAGGGUCGUCUUUCUUAUCUACGAAGUCGUCAAAUAAGUAAUUUAAAUUUGUAUCGAUUGGGAACUAAAAUAGGGAUCGGCCAGUUCAUGAUGGCUACCAAAUUUGAACCAAACGAUAAUUGGUGUCCACCCUGUUAUGCUAUUCCUGAAGGACUUGAAAAAGCAUUAAUUGAAUCAAAUGCUGACAACGAAUCAGCUGUUUAUGACAUCGGAAAGAUUAAAGGAUUAAACAAUUUGAAUGAACAACAAAUUAGAGAUCAAUUGAAAUUACAAUCAAAUAAAUCUCAAAAUAUAACAAUUCCUUACAACUUAUUGACUCAACAUUCAAUUCCUGAUAAAAGUAUCGCCGAUUGUGUCGAAGCAUUGAUUGGUGCUUAUCUGAUCUCUAGUGGUCCAAGAGGUGCUCUUCUAUUUAUGAAAUGGUUGGAUCUGAAAGUGAUGCGCAAUGAUGAAGAUGAUGACAUAGAUUUGAAUGAUCCUAUUUGGCAUUGGCUGCCAACACCUAAGUCACCACUUCUUACACCAUUUGACGAAAGCCUUAGCGAAGUCGAUAACUUGCAAACUGUUAGAAAGCAAUUGAAUGACUUGUAUUUGGGCCAAAAAUUAGACAAAUUUGAACGUAAAUUGGGCUAUGAAUUCAAAGAUAAGGCAUAUCUGGUUCAGGCGUUUACUCAUAAUUCAUAUUAUGAAAAUCAAGUGACAGAUUGUUAUCAACGAUUGGAGUUUUUAGGCGACGCUGUUCUCGACUAUUUGAUAACACGAUAUUUAUAUGAAGACCCCGCCGGUCACUCCCCGGGAACACUGACUGACUUGAGAUCAGCUCUCGUUAAUAACACAUUUUUUGCUUCAUUAUCUGUUAAAUACAAGUUUUACAAACAUCUGAAAAUGUUGUCAUUUGAUUUGUUUCGAGUUGUGAUGGCUUUUGUCGAUAAAUUCAAGAACAAUGACGAGAGAAAUAAUGAUUUCAAUCUUUUCAUAGCUGAAGGCGAAUCUGAAAAUGCAGAAGAUAUUGAAGUUCCCAAAGCAUUGGGUGAUAUCUUUGAGUCCGUUGCCGGCGCCAUAUACUUGGACAGUGGGAUGUCAUUGGAUGCCGUUUGGAAGGUUUACUAUAAGAUGAUGAAACCUGAAAUUGUUUACUUUAGUUCACAUGUGCCUAAAUCGCCAAUAAGGGAAUUGUUGGAAAUGGAGCCACAAAAUGCCAAAUUUGGUAAACCUGAGCUGAUAUCGGGUCGUAAAAUACGUGUUUGUGUUGAAGUGUUUGACUUCGGAAAGUUCUACGGAAUAGGACGUAACAAACGUAUCGCCAAAUGUACGGCCGCUAAGAGAGCGUUGAGAGCCUUAAAAAACAGGCGUUUUAACUAAUCUUAAAUAUAAUUGACUGUGAUUUUCAUAACAAUUUAAUUAAUUUAUUAUUUAAAAAAAACCGUCCCAUUGGUUACACCAUUUCACUCGAUAGUAAUAAUUGUGUAAUUAAAGCCAUGGGAGCCUUUUAAAGCAUUUUUUACAUUACAUUUAAUAGUUAUUCUC
Messenger RNA from Oppia nitens, 6259 nucleotides. It is a transcript of the gene Dcr-1, whose product is annotated as endoribonuclease Dicer-like. Gene Ontology annotation, biological process: apoptotic DNA fragmentation; siRNA processing; rRNA processing. NCBI's taxonomy places the organism in Eukaryota, Metazoa, Arthropoda, Arachnida, Sarcoptiformes, Oppiidae. Gene Ontology annotation, molecular function: protein binding; RNA binding; ATP binding. Bases 155 to 6094 code for a protein of 1979 amino acids. Gene Ontology annotation, cellular component: RISC complex; cytoplasm; nucleus. The record is from RefSeq and is a predicted model, not a curated record. The transcript has 8 exons.